GCCUCUUUGGAAGCUGCUGUCAGCUCCCCGUGACUUGGACUGGACAAUGGCUUCUUCUGAGCUCUGGGCAAUCGACUAUGAGGUUUAUGGGGAAGUCCAAGGUGUCUUCUUUAGGAAGUACACAGAAGAGCAAGGGAGAAAGCUAGGACUGGUUGGCUGGGUGAAGAAUACAGCCCAUGGGACUGUAACUGGACAGGUGCAGGGGCCAAAGGAGAAAGUAGAGAUUAUGAAGAACUGGCUACGCAGCGUAGGAAGCCCCAUGUCUCGCAUUGAUCAGGCCGUGUUCUCUAACGAGAGGCAGAUUACCACCCUGGAGUUCCGGUCCUUCACCACCAAGUAUUAAAGGCAGUCGGCUGGUGCAGAUGGGAUAUGGCUAUUUCUAAGUACAAUGAGCGCUUUUCUACUCAAAAGGAAGUAUCACCUUCCCUUUCAAGAACAGGAUGUGUUGUUCCUGCUGCUGCUGACAUUAAAUUGUGCUUUAGACCCAUGGCAUCUCCAAGCCUCUCGACUCUUCCAGGCUGCUGGUGAACUGGAAAGCGCCUGCUGCCCUUGAACAUCUGAUAAAACAUCACCU
Molecule: messenger RNA, 574 nt
Organism: Python bivittatus (Burmese python)
Lineage: Eukaryota; Metazoa; Chordata; Lepidosauria; Squamata; Pythonidae
Product: acylphosphatase-2-like
Molecular function (GO): acylphosphatase activity
Source: RefSeq, a predicted model, not a curated record